GAGCCGGCAGAGGCGGCUCUAGGCGCUGUGGCGGCUGCUGUGUUUUGGGGCCUGGGAGCCGUGGGAGGAGCCGGCGGUCUCACCGUGGUAACCGCAGCGCCGCCGCGGCCCCGCCUUGCAGGCCUCAGGACUGUCACCGUCUUUGGGAGCCGGGGGAUUUUGGCCAUCUUUUCCGGAUACAGCCCCGCCGGUCGUCGUCGCUGCCGCCAUGCAAGGGGAGGACGCUCGAUACCUCAAAAGGAAAGUUAAAGGAGGAAAUAUUGAUGUACAUCCAUCAGAAAAAGCACUCAUUGUUCAAUAUGAGGUUGAAGCUACCAUUCUUGGAGAAAUGGGGGAUCCCAUGUUGGGAGAACGAAAAGAAUGCCAAAAAAUCAUUCGUCUUAAGAGCCUCAAUGCCAACACAGACAUAACGUCCUUGGCACGGAAGGUGGUGGAAGAAUGCAAGCUCAUUCACCCCUCAAAGCUUAACGAAGUGGAGCAGCUGUUGUACUACCUGCAGAACCGCCGUGAUUCCUCAUCAGGGAAAGAAAAAAAAGAAAAAUCAAGCAAGCCUAAAGAUCCACCACCUUUUGAAGGAAUGGAGAUUGAUGAAGUCGCUAACAUUAAUGACAUGGAUGAAUACAUUGAGUUGUUAUAUGAAGAUAUUCCUGACAAGGUUCGGGGUUCUGCUUUGAUCCUGCAACUUGCUCGAAAUCCUGAUAACCUGGAAGAACUACUAUUAAAUGAAACUGCCCUUGGUGCGUUAGCAAGAGUCCUGAGAGAAGACUGGAAGCAAAGCGUUGAGUUAGCUACAAACAUAAUUUACAUCUUUUUCUGUUUUUCCAGCUUUUCUCAGUUUCAUGGACUUAUCACUCACUAUAAAAUUGGAGCUUUGUGUAUGAAUAUCAUUGAUCAUGAAUUAAAAAGACAUGAGCUUUGGCAAGAAGAACUUUCUAAGAAGAAGAAAGCUGUUGAUGAAGACCCUGAAAACCAAACCUUGAGGAAAGAGUAUGAAAAAAGCUUUAAAAAAUACCAGGGGCUUGUGGUAAAACAGGAACAGCUCUUACGAGUUGCUCUCUAUUUGCUUCUGAAUCUUGCUGAGGAUACGCGUACAGAACUGAAGAUGAGGAACAAGAACAUCGUUCACAUGCUGGUGAAGGCUCUUGACCGGGACAAUUUUGAGCUGCUUAUUCUAGUUGUGUCUUUCUUGAAGAAACUCAGCAUUUUUAUGGAGAAUAAGAAUGACAUGGUAGAAAUGGAUAUUGUUGAAAAACUGGUAAAAAUGGUGCCUUGUGAGCAUGAAGAUCUGCUGAAUAUCACACUCCGGCUUUUACUAAACCUGUCCUUUGACACAGGACUGAGGAAUAAGAUGGUACAAGUUGGACUGCUUCCCAAACUCACUGCACUCCUAGGCAAUGAAAACUACAAACAGAUAGCAAUGUGUGUCCUCUAUCACAUAAGCAUGGAUGACCGCUUUAAAUCAAUGUUUGCAUACACUGACUGUAUACCCCAGUUAAUGAAGAUGCUCUUUGAAUGUUCAGAUGAACGAAUUGACUUGGAAUUGAUUUCUUUCUGCAUUAACCUUGCUGCUAACAAAAGGAAUGUACAGCUCAUCUGUGAAGGAAAUGGGCUAAAGAUGCUCAUGAAGAGGGCUCUGAAGUUCAAGGACCCCUUGCUGAUGAAAAUGAUCAGGAACAUUUCCCAACACGAUGGACCAACUAAAAAUUUGUUUAUUGAUUAUGUUGGAGAUCUUGCAGCCCAGAUCUCUAAUGAUGAAGAGGAGGAGUUUGUGAUUGAGUGUUUGGGAACACUUGCAAAUUUGACCAUUCCAGACUUAGACUGGGAAUUGGUUCUUAAAGAGUACAAGCUGGUUCCAUACCUCAAGGAUAAACUAAAACCAGGCGCUGCCGAAGAUGACCUCGUUUUGGAAGUGGUGAUAAUGAUUGGAACAGUGUCUAUGGAUGAUUCCUGUGCCGCAUUGCUAGCCAAGUCUGGGAUCAUCCCUGCGCUCAUUGAAUUGCUGAAUGCUCAACAAGAAGAUGAUGAAUUUGUCUGCCAGAUAAUUUAUGUCUUCUACCAGAUGGUUUUCCACCAAGCCACGAGAGAUGUCAUAAUUAAGGAAACACAGGCUCCAGCAUACCUCAUAGAUCUGAUGCAUGACAAAAAUAACGAAAUCCGGAAGGUCUGUGAUAAUACGUUAGAUAUCAUAGCGGAGUAUGAUGAAGAAUGGGCCAAGAAAAUCCAGAGUGAAAAGUUUCGCUGGCAUAACUCUCAGUGGCUGGAGAUGGUUGAGAGCCGUCAGAUGGAUGAGAGUGAGCAGUACUUGUAUGGCGACGACCGAAUUGAGCCGUACAUCCAUGAAGGAGACAUUCUUGAAAGGCCCGACCUUUUCUACAACUCAGAUGGAUUAAUCACCUCUGAAGGAGCCAUAAGUCCAGAUUUCUUCAAUGAUUAUCACCUUCAAAAUGGAGAUGUAGUUGGGCAACACUCAUUUCCUGGCAGCACUUUUCAUCCAAGGAUUCCAAAGUGCUUUACAAACAUGCACUAAUUAAGCCUCCCAAACAGCCAGAGCCUUGGCAUGGAUGGCUUUGGCCAGUCGGUGGGCGUUCUGGGCCGCCCGGCCACGGCGUAUGGCUUCCGCCCCGAGGACCCUUACUACUACGGCUGCGGAACGCGAUGAAGGCCGCCUUUCCGUGUGUGCUCUUAGAUUAGAGGAAGCAUGUGUGGGUUGGGGUGGCUUUGACUCUUGGGCUAAUAAUGCAUGUUGAUGCUAGUGCGGCUCUGUGUUCCUUUUUAUUUUUCGUGUUGUUAGCUGCAGAUUAACUCCACCCCUUUGGUCCUGUGCAACGUACAGUGGAUGCUUGACACUGCUCACUCAUCAGACCACCUCUUGAUGCUGGAUAGCGUUUCCCAUGAGACUCAAAAACGAAUCCUGAAAAGCAACUAACUAUACUGGAAAACAGACACUACAUUAUGUACAUUAAGUGACGAAUUUAAUUUCUAUUAAAAAGCAUAAAGUACAAAUGAAUUAGAGAAGGUCAUGUAUUUCUAUUUAAUGUGUUUCAUGAGGAGCUACAUGCUUACAUAGGGUGCACGUGAACUUUAUUUUUCCCUGCCUCCUUUCCCCACUUACAGACACAAGCAUUUCAUGUGAUAUGUGCUACCCUGAAAAUGUAUUAAAGGAUGCCACAUUUUUAUUCCUUGCCAUGUGCCUAAAAGGUUGCUUCCCAAAGUUAUUAACUAGGACUUUUCAAUGAACCAUGGAACGUGUGCUGUAAGUUAUGUGAUAUAUGAGUACUGUCUCCUCAGCCAUUGAAAUUCAUGUCUUUAUGAUUUUAACAUAGAAAACCUGGGGCAUCUAUUAGUAUGUAUGAAACUAGACUAGUAUUAGGCUUUUAAAUUUUAUUAUUUGUGAAAUACAAAGUAUGGGGAAGCUAAUUAUAAGUCUCACUGAGGAAAACUAAGGAACAAUAUUUUGCUUGCUAUAAUUCAUGUUAUAAGAUAGAUUUAGUUAAUAAGAAAUGGAAAGACAUUCUAAUUAAUAAUGAGUUUUGAAAAUAACUCAGUGUUACAAUGCUGAACAGUUACUUAAAGCAAAUAAAAUGGCCACAAUCAAUAGAUAUUUUCUUGAGCACUUGCUGUGGAAGGAACUUCGGAGCCUUUGGAGGGAAUGCCCAGGUCAAAGGCAACUUCUGUCCUUCAGGUUUAAGUUUCCUUGACCUACCCCACUAUCAGCUUGAUCUAUAUUUUAAGUAUAGAAUAGUAACGUGGAAAGAGCCUUUGCAGUAACUCAGCCCAUCUACCUAUUUGAGAAACCAAUCACAUGAAAGUUUUGAAAUAUAAUCAACAGAUUUUUAUAACUACCUCCCAUGUUAAGGAAAUGCAUAUGAUGCUCUGUGAAUGUAAGAUAUGAUUUGUGUCUUUGAACUGACAGCCUAAUUGUUCUUUCUGAAAACAUACAUUUGUCAGGGUUUUUUUUUUUUUCUCUUUUAUUGAUUCUAGAGAGAGGGGAAGGGAGGGAGAAAGAGAGAAAGAGAGACAUCAACGUGUGGUUGCAUCUUGCAUGCUCUUCAGCUGAGGACCGAACCAUGUGCCCUGACCAGGAAUCGAACCUGCGACCUUUCCCUUUGCAGGACGAUGCCCAAACAACUGAGCCACACUGGCCAGGGCCAUCUUAGUUUCUAUUUUAAUCAUAUAAUAUUAA
This is a messenger RNA of Pteronotus mesoamericanus, 4183 nucleotides long. RefSeq names its product kinesin associated protein 3 (gene KIFAP3). Gene Ontology annotation, molecular function: kinesin binding. The record is from RefSeq and is a predicted model, not a curated record. The coding region runs from base 209 to 2527 and encodes 772 amino acids. Gene Ontology annotation, cellular component: kinesin II complex; axoneme; ciliary transition zone. Gene Ontology annotation, biological process: microtubule-based movement; cilium organization. Lineage: Eukaryota; Metazoa; Chordata; Mammalia; Chiroptera; Mormoopidae. The transcript is spliced from 21 exons.